AUGGUGUUCUGGAUUUUCUACUUGGUAGCAAUCAUUUUGCACUUCAGUUCAGUGCACAGCAAACCAGAAUCACAUGGCUACUGUGCACCUUACAGUGGAAAGAUCUGCAAGAGGUAUUUAGCUGGUAUUGGAAAAGUAUGGUUCAAUGACUCUAACAAUAAUCCUGGGGGAUUAUUGAAUGAACAGAUUACUACCAAUUUGUGGGAGGAAUUGAUACAGGAACUUCAAGAACCAUGUCGUUCAGCUGCAGAGAAAAUGCUAUGCAUGUAUGCCUUUCCACAAUGUUACAACUCAAUUGGCCUACCAUUAUGUUAUGAAGACUGCAUGGCAGUUCGUCAUCAAUUUUGCUUUAAUGACUGGGCAAUGAUAGAAGACAACAAACAGAGGAAGAUUUACAUCAGAUCAAGAGGACAUUUCACACUUCCGGAAUGUGAAUCACUGCCUAAAGUAGUUAAAGGAAAAGUGACCUGUUCACAUAUUCAUUUGACGGAUAUGAAUGAAGAACUUGUUACAUAUGACUGUGUCAAAGGAAAUGGCAGAUUUUAUAUGGGUAAAGUAAACAAAACAAAGUAUGGCUUGGACUGUCAGCCGUGGAGUGCACAAAUACCCCAUAAUCAUGAUAGACCACCAGAUGUCUUCCCUCAGAUUCGUGAUAGUGAAAACUAUUGUAGAAAUGCUGGUGGAGAUGAACCAAUGCCUUGGUGUUUCACCAUGGAGUCUAGAAUACGAUGGCAACAUUGUGAUAUUCCUAUAUGCGAUAACGUAACAAGUAAAGUAUUGGAGGUCGACCCAAAAGACUUAACAAUGGACACAUUGUUUACUCCAAUGUUUAUACUAAUACUGUCUUCGUUGGGAUUUGUAAUUAUAGCUGGAAUUCUAUCGAUUAUUGUGAGUCACAGAUUUCAUAAACGACAUCAAGGAUACAACCCAACAAAUAACCAGUAUAUAACUAUUAAUUUGGAUAAAUUGCCAAGCAACAAUGCCUACCACAAGACAAGCGCCCAGCUUAAUCCAAAGUUGGAGAAACUUGAAUUCCCAAGGAACAAUGUUAUUUACGAACGCGACCUAGGACAAGGUGCUUUUGGUAGAGUAUUUCAAGCUAAGGCACCGGGUCUAGUGCCAGGCGAGGAAUUUACCAAUGUUGCCGUUAAAAUGCUCAAAGACGAAGCGUCAGAGGAUCUGCUUAAAGAUUUCGAACGAGAAGCAUGUCUGCUAGCCGAAUUCGAUCACCCGAACAUUGUCAAACUGUUAGGCGUAUGCGCGCUAGGUCGGCCAAUGUGUUUGCUAUUCGAGUAUAUGGGCCGCGGUGACUUAAACGAAUUUCUGCGGUCUUGUUCACCUGGUAAUUAUAUUAUCCGUAGUUUGGAAAGGGACGAACAUUUCACAGACUCUCGACUGUCGCACAUGGAUUUAAUUAAUAUCGCGCUGCAAGUCGCUUCUGGUAUGGUGUAUCUAUCAGACCGGAAGUUUGUACAUCGGGACCUCGCAACGAGGAACUGUUUGAUCAAUGACCAAAUGAUUGUAAAAAUAGCCGAUUUCGGACUGUCACAAAAGAUCUAUCUGCAAGAUUAUUAUAAAGGAGACGACCAAGAUGCUAUUCCAGUCAGAUGGAUGCCUCUGGAAAGUAUAUUGUAUAAUAAAUAUACCGUGGAGUCUGAUGUAUGGGCUUUUGCAGUGUGUUUAUGGGAGGUAUUCAGUUUUGCUCUCCAACCGUAUUAUGGGAUGACUCACGAGGAAGUUGUAAACUACAUUAAAGAAGGCAAUGUCCUUCAGUGCCCAGAAAAUACACCCCAAGACAUAUAUGAUUUAAUGAAACUUUGCUGGAACAGAAGACCAUCGGAUAGACCCGCUUUCAGAACCAUUUAUAAUACACUGGAUACUAUAAAACACAAUUUGGAAGCAGAGAAUAAGUCAGACAGUGUACCGUUACGUAUCCACGUUUGA
This is a messenger RNA of Dufourea novaeangliae, 1944 nucleotides long. RefSeq names its product tyrosine-protein kinase transmembrane receptor Ror2 (gene Nrk). The transcript has 6 exons. Gene Ontology annotation, molecular function: transmembrane receptor protein tyrosine kinase activity; protein binding; ATP binding. Bases 1 to 1944 code for a protein of 647 amino acids. NCBI's taxonomy places the organism in Eukaryota, Metazoa, Arthropoda, Insecta, Hymenoptera, Halictidae. Gene Ontology annotation, cellular component: signaling receptor complex. The record is from RefSeq and is a predicted model, not a curated record. Gene Ontology annotation, biological process: positive regulation of kinase activity; multicellular organism development; cell surface receptor protein tyrosine kinase signaling pathway.